Stylonychia lemnae is the source of this 1479-nucleotide messenger RNA. The record is from the annotation of a GenBank genome assembly. NCBI's taxonomy places the organism in Eukaryota, Ciliophora, Spirotrichea, Sporadotrichida, Oxytrichidae.
AUGCAAAUAUUGCAAGCUGCUGAUUCUACUGACAAAAUAUUGUCUUUGACAGGUUUUGAAGAAAUAAAUGAUUUAGCUGUUGCUAUGUUUUAAGUCCUCGCUUAUUUAGAAGUUUAAGCUUAGGGGUAUUUAGACAGUGAUAUGGCCCAGAUUAAGUAAUAUUUUGACCCAAAUUAUCAAUCAUCUCAAAAAGAUAGGCUACUUGUGUAUCUCUAACUUUAAUCGAAUUUGAAAAAGAAAUGUUAACUAACUCCCCAGACUCCUAAUGGAAAUUCUCAAAAAGCUUAAUCUCUAAAUUCUAGUUUUGCAUAAUCUUGCAAUCAUAAAAAUCCAGAUUAGGGUAGAAUAAACAGUCUUGCUGGAGAUAUUAAAAGCUUAAGAUUGUUCAAAGGAUAAAUUAUCACUGAUGAGUUAAUAAAUCAGAUCAUUAAAGAAUUUGACGCCUAAAACUUAAACUUUGAAAAGGCUAUUGAAGAUUUAGAAGCCGAAAUGAAAGAUUAUAAGAAGCAAUACAAGUCUUCAAAUUAAGAUUCAGCUAGUUUAAAGUAGCAAAUAGUCAAAUUAUUAGAAGAAAAAGAAGAACUAAUGAACUUAAAUAUGGAUGCAAAGCUAGAUUAUGAUUAACAAAAGCUCAAGAUGUCUAAAAGAAUAGAAGAGCUAAAUGAUCAGCUAAAAAACUUUAAUCAAAGUUUAAAAGCAGAUAGCAAAAGCAAUGAUGAAUUAUUGAAGUAAAUUGAGUCAUUAGAAAAUGAUGUAAUUUAACUGAAGUCAAACGAGGAGAAUCUGGAAAAUGAGAUUAAGUUUUUGCUUGAGUAAUUAGAUAAAUUUAAGAGUUUAGAUGAAGAGUACAAGACUUUGCAAUCAAGUACUGAUAUCAUGAUGUAAGAUCAUUAAAAAUUGAUUGAAGAGUUGAAUUAGAAACAUAUAUUUGGAUUGGAUUCUCUACAAGGGCAAUUAAAGUAAAAGGAUGAGGAAGUAGCCCUUAAGUUAAGGACUUAAUUAGAGGAGAUAUCAAAGCUAAAGCAUGAGAAUGCGAACCUACUGAAAAUGCAGGAUGAAACUGAUAAUUGGAAAGAGUAAAAUUAGACUCUAAAAUUACUAUUAGACAGCAAGUUAGAUUAUAUAUAAGAGUGUGAAAGCCAAAUUGACUAGAGAAAUUAGACAGUAAAAGAUCUUAAGAUGGAGUCUGACAGUCUUCAUCAACAAAUUGAGCUACUAGAAAAAGCAUUAAGAGAAUUCACCUCAAGCAAGAAAAAGAACUACGAUGAUUCUUAUGAAGCUGUUUUGAGAUCUGAGUUCGAACUAAUGCGCUAAAAAUUUGAAAAACAAGUGUAGUAAUUGAAAGAUGACAUAACGGCUAUAAAUAAGAAUAACUCCACUUAAAAUAGCAAGAAUCUGAGAGAGAUAGAAGAUUUAAAGAUGCAAAGAGAUACACUAUCAAACAGACUGGUUAAAAUAAGACUAGAUCAAAAGUAAUGA